GAUGGAGGCAUACAGGAAAGCACUGACCACAUGGGCUAAAUGGGUCGACAAGAACAUAGACCCAACAAGAACUCAGAUCGUGUUCAGAGGACUCUCCCUAACACACUUCAAGUAAUUGUUAUUAAGAGACCGCCACCACAACCAUUAUGUCAUCGGUACGACUAAUCUUACUCUCAUGAUCGAUCCGUUUCACUGCAGGGGAGGGCAGUGGAACUCAGGAGGGCGAUGCCACAGGGAGACCGAGCCGAUAUUCAGCCAGACGUACCUCACCGAGUAUCCUGAGAGGAUGAGGAUACUGGAGAAGGUCAUGAGCAGGAUGAAGACCCCUGUGAUAUACCUCAACAUCAGCAGGCUCACCGACUACCGGAAGGACGGCCACCCGUCGGUGUACCGGGUGCGCUACGACACGGAGGAGGAGCGGAUGGCGGCGGUGGCGACCAAGCAGGACUGCAGCCACUGGUGCCUGCCGGGCGUGCCGGACACUUGGAAUGAGCUGCUCUAUGCCUCGCUGCUCCAGGCAGGCAAAGGUCCCUGGAGACUAUGAUAGGAUGGUUACAUGAAUUUUGUUUGUCCUCUUUAGCUUGCUAUAAGGGGUAGAUAGGAUUUACGGUUAGUCCACGAAGUUCGGUUCUAUGAUUAGAGGUGGAUAAACUUCCAGGAAAGCAUGCAUUCAGUUAGUUA
Aegilops tauschii subsp. strangulata is the source of this 681-nucleotide messenger RNA. NCBI's taxonomy places the organism in Eukaryota, Viridiplantae, Streptophyta, Magnoliopsida, Poales, Poaceae. The record is from RefSeq and is a predicted model, not a curated record.